Pieris napi is the source of this 2574-nucleotide messenger RNA. Its product is annotated as probable cytochrome P450 4d20. Gene Ontology annotation, molecular function: heme binding; iron ion binding; oxidoreductase activity, acting on paired donors, with incorporation or reduction of molecular oxygen. The transcript has 10 exons. The record is from RefSeq and is a predicted model, not a curated record. Bases 56 to 1591 code for a protein of 511 amino acids. NCBI's taxonomy places the organism in Eukaryota, Metazoa, Arthropoda, Insecta, Lepidoptera, Pieridae.
GUGAGACAAUUUAUUUGGACUUAACACUUCUGAGGGUUAAGAACUAACAGUGAACAUGUUUUUCAUACUUGUGGUGACCGCAGUGGUUUUGUUGUGCACAUAUGAGUUGAUGCGUCGGCGCAGUCGGAAUUGGAAGUUGCUAAGUCAGUAUCCUGGUGACUAUCCACUACCGAUCGUGGGGAAUGGCUUCCAAUUGGGAUUCGAUGCUGACGAUUCUUCCCACAAGUUAAUGGAAAUAUGGAAGAAGCACGGAAGAACCAACUUCCGAAUGACAGUGGGAUCUGAAGAAUGGGUGCUUCUGUCAAAUCCUGAUGAUAUUGCGACUAUUCUUAAUCACCCAACGGAACUGGGAAAGCAAGUUGAAAGAAACACAGCAAUGGCACCGUUCUUUGGAAAUUCCGUCUCAACUUCAGAAGGUGAACGUUGGAAAACAAUACGCAAGAUGAUGGCACCAAGUUUCCACUUCAAAACCCAAGAGAAGAGGGUAGAGCACGUAAAUAAAUACUGCGACAGCUUGUUCAAGGUUUUAGACGAUCACGACGGUACUGUGGUCGAUAUGUACCGCUAUCUGAGACCGUAUAUGUUCGAUAUUUUGUGCAAUUCACUUAUGGGUGUCGAUUCGGAUCUUCUUUCGACCCCGGACCAUCCUUACUUAAAAGCCAGUGCAAAAGUGGUUAAUAUCAUAACACAGAACUUUUUCUCGUAUUGGAGAAACAUCAAGUUUAUUUUCCAAUUAACACCAUUUUACAAGGAAAUGACGGAAACCAUAAAAACCAUUCGAGACACAAGCACUAUCAUAAUUGCCGAGAGGAAGAAGGAGCUUAAAAAAAUAAUUGACGACACUAAAAAUAACAAUAGAAACGUUGAUGUUGACUUGGAAGUGAUAUUGGGGAACAAAGUGUCUGAUGAUAUGUGUCUUUUGGAUAAAUUUCUUUUGAGCAAAAUUUAUAAUGGAGAGCCAUUGCCUGAAGACAUGAUUAAUGACGAAAUAACGCUUGUUUCUUGGACUGGUCACUACACGACAACAAUGACGAUGGCACACACCUUAUACUCCAUAGCCAAGUACCCAGAGGUCCAGAAGAGAAUUUUAGAAGAACAACAAUCUAUUUAUAAUAAGGACUUUACCAAAAAACCAACCAAUACCGAAUUGACAGACAUGAAAUAUCUCGAGGCAACCAUUAAAGAAAGUAUUAGAACGAUUCCCACUGUGACGAAAAUUGGAAGGCAACUCAAAAAUGAUUUAGAAUUUAAAGAUGGUAGAAAGGUACCAGCCGACACAACCGUUAUAGUAUUUUAUGAAGCCGUAUAUCAAGACCCGAAGACGUUCCAUGAACCGGAGAAAUUUAAUCCUGAUAGAUUCUUCGAACCAAUGCACAAUCAUGCUUUCGUUCCGUUCAGUGCUGGACCAAGGAAUUGCUUAGGUUUCCGGUUCGCGUGGGUGGCAAUGAAGGCUACAAUAUCAAAUAUUAUCAGGAGGUACGAGCUCUCCCUUGGCGGUCCCGGAACAGAACCACAAUUCGCAUACAGAAUAGUAACAGAGUCCAAAAAUGGUUUACAGCUUAGACUAAAGAAACGAACAUCCAUAGACUAACCUAAAAAAACCUUCUGACCAAGUCAAUAUGUGAUGGUUAAAUAGGCUUUUUGGUAUAACAUGGAGUUAAUUAAGGUUCAGUUCCAGUUGCGUUUGAUAACUAGAUUAGUAAUUUAUACAUAUCUAUAACUGCAAAUAGUUACAUAACAUACCUAUAAAAUGUUGGCAAAUAAAUAAUCGUAAUUUAUAAGUUAAAUUCCCAAAGAGGAGUUUAUAAUUGUUUGGCAGAGAUUAAACUUACGUUACUUACUUACUUAGAGAAAUUUACGUUAUUUGUUACUAUUUUUGUAUAGUACGGAGAAUUUAGGGAUUCUUUCGCAAUCUUUAAGUAUUGAUUUCCGUAAUAAUAACCGGCAGGUAAUAGAUAUACUCAGAAAUCACACGAUCGCAACUCGUGACAAUUGACCAAUUAAAUUUCACCGACUUAACUGUAAGAUCUUAAACAAGCCCUUAUAUUAGCUUCAUAGUGCUGACUUCACUUGCCAAUUUUAUUAUUACUUUUAAUUAACCCCCUAAAAUCCUAUUUUUUCAUAAAUUAAAUGCCAACAUUUUAGGGUUUAAUCUCAGCGGUUAUAAAUCAUGAUUAGUAUUAUUUAUUAUAUGUUUUCCUUAUUACGUAACCUUUGCACCUAAGAGUAGUGCAAGUUGAGUUAGACAUGUAUUAUUAAACGAAUAAUUGCGUCACGGAGACGACACAAACAAAUAUUAUAUAAGCAGAGAAAAGGUUUGCAAAUGUGAUUGUAUUAAACUAGUUUUAUAAAUAAAUCUUAUAGUAGAUUUUGAUUUGUUAUAAUUGAUUCAUUUUACUAUGAAAUAUUGAGGAAGUAUUAUUUUAAAUUUGUAAUACCAUUGAAUUAAUUAAUCGUUGUAUUGUUUGCGAAAAUUAUAUUAAGGAAAUUCCUUUUAACAUUUAGUUUAGUUAUCGCAUAAAUAUUCAAAGGCUUGUGAUACAUAAAAUAUAUUUCUUUAUAAUUAAGAUGUAU